This is a messenger RNA of Lampris incognitus (smalleye Pacific opah), 2376 nucleotides long. RefSeq names its product zinc finger, RAN-binding domain containing 3 (gene zranb3). NCBI's taxonomy places the organism in Eukaryota, Metazoa, Chordata, Actinopteri, Lampriformes, Lampridae. The record is from RefSeq and is a predicted model, not a curated record. The transcript is spliced from 14 exons. Gene Ontology annotation, biological process: replication fork processing; DNA repair. Gene Ontology annotation, cellular component: nuclear replication fork. The coding region runs from base 136 to 2334 and encodes 732 amino acids. Gene Ontology annotation, molecular function: ATP-dependent chromatin remodeler activity; ATP binding.
CUCCCCCCGACGCCACAAAUCGAGCGCUCCUCCGAUGUGCCGCGAAACUUUGUCAUCGCGCAGCCCGGGUGGUUAAAGGGGUCGCGGCCGCGGGUCCGUCGUAACGCCUCUGCUCGGGAUUGACUCUUUGAGGUCAUGGCUGAGGACAAAGAGGCUGAUGGCGUGUCAGUGAUGAAAACAGAGGAAAUGGACCACCUACAAACGUCUCCCUGCAAUACAAGAUGGUCUCGGCAACUGUCGGCCCUUCCACACAAGCUCCUACAUCGUCUGAUGCCUUUCCAAAGAGAAGGAGUUGAAUUUGCCUUAUCGAAGAAUGGAAGGUGUAUGAUUGCCGAUGAGAUGGGUCUCGGGAAGACGGUGCAGGCCAUCGCCGUGACCUACGUCUACAGGCAGGAAUGGCCUCUCCUGGUGGUGGUGCCCUCGUCCUUGAAGUAUCCCUGGAUGGAGGAGCUGGAGAGGUGGAUCCCCGAGCUGCAGCCCGGUGACAUCAACCUGGUGGAAAACAAGAGCCAUAUCACGGGCAUCAGCAGCAGCAAGGUGACGGUCUUGGGUUACGGCCUGCUCACCACGGACGCACGCUCUCUGGUCGAGGCUCUCAACAGGCAGAGAUUUGCCGUGGUUGUGGUGGACGAGUCUCACUAUCUCAAGUCCAGGAACACAGCACGCACCAAGAACCUAGUCCCCAUCCUCCAGAGCGCCAAGCGGGUCAUCCUGCUCACGGGUACCCCUGCCCUGGGCCGACCUGAAGAGCUUUUCAUGCAGAUUGACGCCCUUUACCCCAACAUGUUUGGCAGCUGGACCAACUAUGCCAAGAAAUACUGCAAUGCCCACUACCGGUACUUUGGGACCCGGAGGCAGUGGGAUUGUCGCGGGGCAUCCAACCUGGAUGAACUGCACCAGAAGCUGAGCCAGAUCAUGAUCCGCCGUCUAAAGGCCCAGGUCCUCACUCAGCUGCCCCCCAAAGUUCGCCAGCGCAUCCCGUUCGAUCUGCCGAAAGAAGCCGCCGUUAAGGAGGCCUUGGCCAGCUUCGAGGAGUGGGAGAAGCUGAUGAGGAGCCAGGGCUCAGGGCUCAGCAGCACAGAUAACCCCUUCACCGAGGUCAUGAGUCUGGUCACGCGCAUGUACAAGCAAACAGCCGUUGCAAAGGCGGGAGCGGUGAAGGACUACAUUAAGAUGAUGCUGGAGACGGAGAAGCUCAAGUUCCUGGUGUUUGCCCACCACCUGACCAUGAUGCAGGCCUGCACCGAGGCUGUCAUCGAGGCCAAGGCUGGUUAUAUUCGCAUUGACGGCAGCGUGCCAUCCUCAGAGCGGAUCCAGCUGGUCCGCAAGUUCCAGAAUGACCCGGACACCCGUGUGGCUAUCCUCAGCAUCCAAGCUGCCGGACAGGGUCUGACAUUCACGGCAGCCAGUCACGUGGUUUUUGCUGAGCUCUACUGGAACCCGGGCCACGUCAAGCAAGCUGAGGACCGCGCCCACCGCAUCGGGCAGACCUCCUCUGUGCAUGUCCACUACCUCAUCGCCAAGGGCACCUUCGACACCGCCAUGUGGGCCAUGCUGAACAGAAAGGAAACAGUGACAGGCACCACUCUGAAUGGGAGGAAGGAGUACCUGACGGCGGAGGAGGGCGACAAGGACAAGUGGGAGUUCCUCAACUUUGCCAGCGCAUGGACGCCCAGCGAGACACUCCCGCCGCUCGAAGGGAAGGCAGGAAGUGACAAAAGCGGCGUGUUCUUCUCCCACUUUGAAAAAGACAGGCAGCACGACAUCCGCUCCUUCUUCUCCCCCAGCUCCGGCAAGAAGAGGAAGAGGCCAGAGGAUGACGAGGCCUCUCUGGCCACGCCCUCGCCGACGCCCCCCUCAGCGCGGCGCAGAGAGGCGAGCUCCGAGGGGAAGGGUUCGGAAGGGGAGACGCCCACCCCGGAGGACGAGGGGGACUUCUCGUCCCGGCCGAAGAGGCUCAGGACACCCCCGGUCAGCAAGAGCCCUCGGUGUCGAGUAGCGGGCGAGUGGAGGGCCUCGGCGGGCGGGCGCAGGUUGGAGAGGGUGUCCCCCAAAGAGACGUGGAGCUGUGUGGCCUGCACGUAUUCCAACAGCAGCCUGCUGCCGUACUGUGAGAUGUGCGAGGCGCCGCAGACCUCCUCGGAGCCGUCCGGGCCGCAGCGCCCCGCCUCGCCCGGACCGCAGCGCCCACCUCGCCCAGAGACACCCGCGCGGUCCUCUCCGGCACCGACAGUGAGCCGGAAUCCAGCCCCGGAAACGCCCGGCGGCCAAAGAGGCACAAAGACAAAGACAAACAGAGAGGAGGGGAGGAGGAGAGGAGGAGGUGGCGGAUGAGACCCCAGAAGACAAACACGGACUGGCAGAGGACGAGCAGAG